AUGUCUUACCCAGCACUGUCCGAACUAUCUAAAGCAGAGCCAAUUAAGGACGGACUGGACGCCUUCCGAACUCAAUCCCACCUCCCAUCAUUAUCCGGACGGGAUGUAUUCCGAAACGACCUCGGAUGGCUGAUCCCAGAUGCUCUCUCUAACGAAUCUGAUAUCUCCCGAGUUCUUUCCCCACUCAGUAGCGUUCUGGAUAACGAGCCUGAUGUAACCAUCUGGCGCAAAGCCUACAGCGCCGCUAUCAACAGGACACCUCCUCCUAGGCCCGUGGUCACUCGCAAUGAAGCGUCGUCUUCGCCUACGAUGUGGCCUAUGGCAGACUCGUUCGAAUAUGAGAGACGAGCGGAUGCCAUGCUGGAACAGGAAUUAGGUUCUAUGUACAUUGACGUCCCUGGUUUUUUCGAUGCCUAUCUGGGGCGUGCAGAGGAGGUGGAGACGGCGGCUGCAACGAUCAUGCGAAGCUUCGGAGAAGAUAGCAUCUACGACAAUAGCAUGGGCUGGACAGACUGGCCUAGAGCCGCUCAGAAGCAGGAUGUACAUCACUGGCUUGGUCAAAAGUUCUUUCUGUUACGGGACCUUGCCACGAAACAGAACCUCGCGGUUGAUGACAAGACUUUCGUCCAGGCUUCUCAGUCUCGCUGUAGAUCUGCCGCGCGACGCCAAUUAUAUGUCGCCAUUGCAACAAGCCAAAUUGAUGCGCGGAAGAGAAAUGCUCGGUGGUCGGAUAUACUAAUUCCAGGCGAGUUAGAUAGCGAUUCAGAUCUCGAUGGCUGUUCAACGACGUGGCUUGAGCUGGGACGCUCUGUGCGAGAGGUGUUUCCGGCACAAGACAGGCGAUUUGUUCUGGGUUUUACUCUGUGCGGAUCUAUCAUGAGACUGUGGGCGUUUGACCGCUCGGGAGCAAUAUCCUCCUCCUCGUUUGACAUCAACGAGGAAGGCUUACUCUUCGUUUCGACGAUGCUGGGAUUCCUUCAUAUGAGCGAGAAACAACUCGGGUUUGACCCUACCAUUUUGAAGUCAGACGCUGAAGAGAAAUCAAUCGCGAUCACGCGUAAUGGGCAAGUUGAGCGUGUUGUCCUUGACGAGAUUAUAAAUCAAUCACCACGCAUUGCUGGGAAGAGCGACAAGAUGCUGGAAGGCCCAUCUGGACGAUCGGCACAAAACCCGCAUCGCGAACUGCUACCGGAAGUUACCCAGAAGGGCGUCGUGAACGUCGCACGGUAUUACCACCACCAGGAGGUCACUAUAAACGGCCAAGUCGACGAUAUCCAGAAUAUCCGCAAGGGACUCGACGUGACGCAGGGGACUUACUAUGGCACAAACCAUGCUCAGUCAACUAACACGGAAGGGUGGUUGCUUGUAGGUAGCUCCAACAGGACCAGAGACGCCAUAUGGUCCAGCGGGGCCAGGCCUCGCAAAGGGGCUCGUCUAGACUCUUCAGUGCACGAGCCGAAACAUCUCCCUAAGAAUCGUGUACACCGUCGCAUAUUCACCCGCGACUACGGCAAACCAAUCUACAAAGCAAGCUCCCCAGCUGUCCUACUACGAGCACUCGAGCAAUGUAUCGAAGGCCACCAAUCCCUCUACACCAAAGCAGGAAUCCUCCACGGCGACAUCUCCCCCAGCAACCUCCUAAUUAACGAAGAAACGAACUACCCCUACCCAUCCUUCCUAAUUGGCCUAGACCUCUCACAUAGAGAACAACCUUCCCUAUCCCCCAGUACCACUGAGCCUAGAGAAAGAACCAGAAAAACAGGAACAAGACCCUUCACAGCCAUCGGCCUCCUCCUCAACGAGCAACCCUCCUUCCACCACGACCUCGAAUCCUUCUUCUGGGUCCUCUUCUGGAUAUGCAUCCACCACAACGGAACAGACCAGAACUUCCAGCCCACCAUGUUCAACCUGUGGGACGACGAUAGUGAUUCCCAUCUGGCGUUCUCCAAAACCGGCAUAGUGUGCAAUGCGCGCGAUUUUUCGACGAUCAUGGAAAGGCAUUGUGCCCCGUUUUACCGGCCCUUGAUUCCGGCGGCUGCGGAUUCUGGGAGAUAUCACGGCAAGGUGAGCAAGCCCGCACUGGUUGAGAGGACUAAGACGGCAUACAAUGUAAAGACGAAUUCUGGUGGUCAGGGAUUGCACUGUCCGUAUUAA
This is a messenger RNA of Aspergillus campestris IBT 28561, 2154 nucleotides long. RefSeq names its product protein kinase family protein. Bases 1 to 2154 code for a protein of 717 amino acids. The record is from RefSeq and is a predicted model, not a curated record. NCBI's taxonomy places the organism in Eukaryota, Fungi, Ascomycota, Eurotiomycetes, Eurotiales, Aspergillaceae. Gene Ontology annotation, biological process: protein phosphorylation. The transcript has 8 exons. Gene Ontology annotation, molecular function: protein kinase activity.